UUUUUCCUCGCUGUAGAUUUGAAAGUUGAAAGUUUGGAAGACCGGCAUUCUCUGCACUAUGUGUACACGGCCCUGUCAAAGCCAGUCUCUGCACCUGGAAUCUACGAAUUUACUGCUAUGGGCCUACUGGACAACAAGAAGAUUGAUUACUAUAACAGCAGAGACAAAGUCAAGAUUCCUGAACAGGACUGGAUGAAAGAAAAACUUCCAGCGGAAUACUGGAACCAAGGCACCCAGUCACGCAAAAGCAAAGAGCAGUGGUUCAAAGUCAAUUUAAACAUUCUGAUGGAACGCAUGAGACACAACAACUCAGAUAUUCAUGUCCUUAUGUGGAGACAUGGCUGUGAAGUUAUCACCAGGCCAGACGGGUCUCUCAAGUUUGAGAGGGGUGUGGACGAAUACAGCUAUGAUGGCGAGGAUUUCCUUUCCUUUGAUGUGGAUUCAUGGCAGUGGGUGGCCCCUGUCCCUGAAGCUCUACCCACGAAACGAAAGUGGGACGGGGUGCCAACCCUAAACCAGUACACCAAGGGCUACCUGGAGACAGAGUGUGUGCGUUUGCUGGGUGAUUUCAGAAGUUACAGGGACGAGAAGGAAAAUCAAACAGGUUAUCCACCAAAGAUUAAUCUGUUUGCUAAAGAUGGCCAAUCUUCAGAUACAUUGAAGUUGACCUGUAUGGCCACAGGCCUCUACUCAAAAAACACUGAGAUUAGCAUCCUGAAGUCUGGCUGGUCUGUAGCGAAAGGUUACCCUCAUGAUUUCUUGCCCAAUGAUGAUGGAACCUACCAGAUCAGACUGAGUGUGGACGCAAAGAAAUCAGAGAUAGAUGAUUAUGGAUGUGAGGUGAAUCACAGGGACCAGAAAACCACACUUGUAGCCCAAUGGCCCAAAGGUGUAACCACAUUGCCUGGUUAUGCCUUUCAAUUUACAACUGGAACCCCAUGGAAUGAAAUUCCUGAUGGAAUAUUAUCUACUAAAACUCCCUCCUCGACUGGACUGUGUGUGCCAUAUGUGAGGUUGGCGCUGGGACUGGUGGCGAUGCUGGUGGCAAUCUUGGGGGUCAUUUGGGUGAAGAAGCAGAUUCAUAAUGAGAUAGUGACAAAUUAAAAUCUAAUAUUAAUGAUUACUGUAUAGUUUGAUUUGUAUUUAAACAGUUCACUGAUUAAAUCCUUUGCUUGUGAUCUUCAUGACCAUAUCAAUGAAUAUUUGGUUUGGUGUGUGAUUAGAUACACUGAUCACACUGCACUCACAUAGCAUCUUCUGUGCACUCUUUGUACACUCUAUCUUCUGUGAGUCUUCUGUUAAGGGGGGUCUCAUACUCAAUCGCCCAGGUUCCGGUAUGUAUUGAGUGUUAUGUACACAAAUCUAAAACGUGAGCAAGAAGGAGAAGUAAAGUACUACAUCAUAAUUUGGCAUAAUAUAUCCAUUAGUGGAACGGUUAUUGGACUCUUCUUGCUCUUAAAAGCAAAUCUUACAAAUAGGUCAGAUUAUAAAAUAGCACCUGUUACAAACCAAAAAUCUUGUUGUGGUGUUUUGAAUCAAAGUUGGGGAGUUGGUUACAUGUAACGACAUUACAAAAUCAAUGUAUUUGUAAUGCGUUCCAGUUACUGAGAAAAAAAUUAUUUAGGUUACAAAGGUGUUACAUCUGAACACAUUCUUUUCGGUAAAACGCUUUAACGCUUAUAUGUAGAAUAUAACAUUCAUUCUACAAUAUAUAUUAUUCAAUAUAACAAGAUGCAAAGCAUCUUUUUCACCAUCUAGACAGGCUCCAUUCAUUUGGCAGUAUGAGCUCAAAUUUGAGUGUUGUUUUUGAUUGGUUCUCCUGUUUGAAUUGGCACCACCUCUCAUCUGCCAAUCAAAAAUCAAAUUAAAAUAGUUACAUUACAGGGUAUCUAGUAAUCUGCAGUUUGAAACUACUGUUUUUACAAGUUAAUGUAUUUACCUGCAGGUGAAAAUAUGGACUAGAAUGGACUUUAUAUUGACAGGCAAAAAAAAAUAUAUAUUUUAAGAUGUUUAGGAUGGGUAACAGACCUUCCCGGUUUCAAUUUAAAUUCCACUAUUUUCUUUGAGCCUUGGGUUCACAUAUAUAAAAAUAGUUUCUCUGAAGAAAGAGGUCACUUGGUUUUGAGCUUUUAGCUUUCUUUUUAUCACUUAGUUUUGAUCUUUUAGCUCUUUUUAUCUUUGUGUG
Messenger RNA from Clupea harengus (Atlantic herring), 2185 nucleotides. RefSeq names its product class I histocompatibility antigen, F10 alpha chain-like. Gene Ontology annotation, biological process: immune response. Gene Ontology annotation, cellular component: external side of plasma membrane. Lineage: Eukaryota; Metazoa; Chordata; Actinopteri; Clupeiformes; Clupeidae. The annotation marks the transcript as partial. The record is from RefSeq and is a predicted model, not a curated record. The transcript has 4 exons.